Messenger RNA from Aureococcus anophagefferens, 981 nucleotides. Its product is annotated as expressed protein. The coding region runs from base 1 to 981 and encodes 326 amino acids. The transcript has a single exon. NCBI's taxonomy places the organism in Eukaryota, Pelagophyceae, Pelagomonadales, Pelagomonadaceae. The record is from RefSeq and is a predicted model, not a curated record.
AUGGAGGUCGGCGGCCCGUGCAACGGCCGCGGCGGGUUGAUGAACCGGUCCAUCUACACGCUCGAGGAGGAACCGCCGGAGCCCCGGGAGCCGGCGACGGCGCGCCUCGCGGCGCUCUACCGGAGCGCGCGGCGGAAGCUGGCGGGCCUGCGGAGCCAGGAGGAGGCGGCCGUCGUGCCGCGGGGCUACGACGACGAGCUCACGGAGGCCGACGACGACGAGGGCGUCGUCGUCGAGUCGGGCGCGGCGGUCGACCGCGCGCGCGAGGCGGACGACCGCGCGGCCCUGGCCGCGGCCGACGCGGCCGUCGCCGCCGCGGACAGGGCCCUGGGCGAGGGCGGCGCCGGGAGCGACCACGGCUGGCUCCAGCGGACCUUCGCGCGGACCGCGGGGCUCUACCGGCUCCGGGGCUACGGCGGCCGCGUCGCCGUGAGCGUGCAGCUGGGCUUCGUCGCCGAGUCCAUCGCGGCGGACGUCGCGCCGGGCGAGCCGGGCGCCGGCGACGACCCGGAGACCGCCGUCGCGGACGCCGCGUGGCUCGAGGCCGGCGAGGAGCGCGUCGCGCGCUUACUCCGGAGCCUCGUCGCGCGCAUGGAGCGGCGCGCCAUCGCCUGGUCCCACGUGCCCAACGUGCCGGACCCCAUGCUCGGCUCCCAGGGCGCCGUCGGCCUCACGCUGCCCUUCAUCAAGUUCGCCUACUCCGUGUCCAUCGCGCUGUCGGUGUCGCGGUCGUCGCUCCUCCGGUGGAUGGAGCACAGCGCGCGCGGGCCCGCGGAGGCGCCGGCCCUCGCGCCGCCGCCGCAGGCCGACGAGCCGCCGAGCCCCGAGCCCGAGUGGCCCGGCGACGCGGUCGCCGCGCCGCCGCCGUGCCCGGAGGUCCUCGCCGCGGACUCGCCGCUCGCCGCGCCCGACGAGUGGCCCGACAGCCCCAACGCGCCCGACGACCAGCAGCCCCGCAUCGUCGAGGAGGACUGCUUCUAG